AUGCUCGGCAUCCGGUUGUUAAUCAAGCGGCAAAAGCACCCUGCGCAGCGGCGGCACAAGCACAAGGCACGCAGUCCGUCCCCUCCUGCAGACCUAACCGCACACCACCCUCACAAGCACAACACACGCGGAGCGACGCACUGCUCUUCUUCCGUCAACAUCGCGGUCAAAGGUUGCCCCGCCGAGGCUAUGUUGGAGGAGGUGGCGCGGUCUCACGGUUUCAGACCCUCUAUGCCGGCAAAGGAGGAGUUGUGGGAAGCCAUGACGCAAGAAAGCGUGAAGGUCGUGGUGCGGUGCAGGCCGAUGAAUGCCAAGGAACGGGAACAGAAAUGUCAGAACGUGGUGCGUAUCGACUGCGCGGCCGGCCAGUGCACGCUGACAAACCCUGCGGACAGGUCGGCCCCGGCCAAGUCUUUCUGCUUCGAUGGGGCCUACGACUCCAACUCGACCACGGAGCAGAUAUACGACGACAUCGUAUACCCCAUCGUCGAGAGCGUGAGCGAGGGCUACAACGGCACCGUGUUCGCGUACGGCCAGACGGGCUGCGGCAAGUCAUUCUCGAUGCAAGGCACGCCGCGGGUGCCCCAGCAGAAGGGCAUCAUCCCGCGCUCCUUCGAGCACGUGUUCGAGGCCAUCGCGGCGGCCGACUCGUCCAAAUACCUGGUGCACGCGUCGUACCUCGAGAUCUACAACGAGGACGUGCGAGACCUGCUGGCCGAGGACACGCGCAAGAAGCUCGACCUCAAGGAACAUCCGGAAAAAGGCGUCUACGUGCCCGGCCUGUCUCUGGUGCCGGUGCACGACGUGGCGUCGUGCGAGUCGGUGAUGGAGCGCGGCUGGCGCAACCGCUCGGUCGGGGCGACGCUAAUGAACGCCGACUCGUCGCGGAGCCACUCCAUUUUCACCAUUCACCUGGAACAGAUGGAACUGAACGCCCGCAACAACAUACGCACGGGCAAGCUCAAUCUCGUCGACCUGGCCGGCAGCGAGCGACAGGCGAAGACAGGUGCCAGCGGCGAGCGCCUACGCGAGGCGACCAAGAUCAACUUGUCACUGUCGGCGCUGGGCAACGUCAUUUCGGCGCUGGUAGACGGCCGCAGCAAGCACAUCCCGUAUCGGGACUCCAAGCUGACGCGUCUGCUGCAAGACUCUCUGGGCGGCAACACGCGCACCCUCAUGCUGGCCUGCAUCUCGCCGGCCGACGUCAACUACGACGAGGCGCUGAGCACGCUGCGAUACGCCAGCCGCGCCAAGAACAUCCAGAACCGGCCGUGCGUCAACGAGGACCCCAAGGACGCGCUUCUGCGCGAGUACCGCCAGGAGCUGGAGCGGCUCAAGCAACUGCUCUCCGGAGGAUCGUUCAUGGCUACUCCGGCCGACGCCACGCCGGCCGCGUCGUCAGCGACGCCCGAAGAACGGCCGGACAGCAACAGCGAAGUCGUGAACCAGAUUAAGAACGACUACGAGGCCCAGAUGACCGAGCUGCGCAACAAGUACCGCGAGGAACAGGAGAGCCGUGCCAAGCUGAUGAUGGACGUGGAGAAGAUGCGCAGUCAGUUCCAGAUGCAGAUGCAGAAGGUCGAGCAGAAACACAGGGAGGAGGAGGCGUCGCAAGAGGUGAACAAUAACCAUCUGAAGGUUGACGAGCCGGAGACGGGGCGCUGGGCCGAGCCAGUCGGAACUCCCGAGAACCCCGAGAUUCGCGCCCCCAAUGCAUCGCCCUGCUUCGGAAACCAAGAGGAUCCAGCGAGCCUGGUCCAGAUGCAAGCAAGGGCUCUAGAAAGGUUGCGCGAGUUGCAAGGGAGGAUGCUGGGCGGUGAGAAGAAACACGACGCCGAGCUGAAGGCGAGACGCGCCAAGAGGAAAAGCAUGGCCGAGAAGAGGAUCCGUGCUUUGGCAGAGGCCUUGGCCAAGGUUGACGACGAAGAGCGCACCUUGCUGCCAGAUUACGACGACAUCAACGAGGAGCUCAAGGUCAAAUCCUCAUUGAUACGAAAGGCGAAGCGAAAGAUCCAGACGCUAGAGCAGGAGGUGCGCGACCUUCAGCGGGAAUUUGAGGCCGAGCGCACCGACUACCUGGAGACCAUCCGGCGACAGGACCAGCAGAUACGGCUCCUUUCGCAGAUCCUGGAGAAGGUGCAGCCGUGCAUCCGACGAGACUCCAACUACGCCGACCUGGAGGUUGUCAAGGCACAGAGCGUGUGGGACCAGGACGCACAGCGAUGGAGGCUGCCCGAGUUCACCGUGCAGCAGACGAAGUUACCACCCGCGGCCGGAAUCCAGCCAGGAGGCAGGCUGACGCAGAAUGUCGGUGACGCGCCGAGCCUUUCAGUCAGCACGUUUGAAACCAGCACACAAAAGAAUAGACCUAAUUUUGGGAGUGAUUUUGUGAACAGCAUCUUGAAGAAGCCUAAUCGACAGGAGGAAUUGCUCAGUGGCAUGCCAGAGGCACCGAGCAACGGCGUGCGAGCGGCGUUCGGCGGCCUGGUUCGAGCCGGUCAGCUGGCAGCGAGGCUGCACCGAGGUGCGGCCGCCGAGAUCCGCGCCACUCGCUCGCUGCCCACGACGGGCGUGGGCAAGCAGUACGCCUGGGGCACGCUGGGCAGCGACGAGGGAGAGGAGACUCUCCUUCCUCGUCGGCCUCUGCAGCUGGAGUCACUCGACCUGGACAACCUGCGCCGGCAGCCGCGCACUACGAGCAGAAUGGAGGCCGCCGAGCUGCUCGAAUGGCCCUCAUGACAGUGGCGCAUUCCGCCGCCGCCACCACCGCGGGAGCGACCGCUGGCGCGGCUACCACCUAUUGGAGCGACCGACGAAGUCAGCGCCGAAUAGGGGGUCACGAUAGAAGGAAUGGCUUUACGUAAUAGCAUAACGGAAUAAUUUUACCGUACGACUUCCGUGAACUUGCGACUUCCGUUCUUUUAGCAGCGGAACUGUUCUAGGGCUGGGCCUGACGACAGAUGAGUGUCCGCGCUUGUGACGCUCCGGUUCCGAGAUACACACAUAGAUGGCGUAACUUCCUCGGUCGCGGACGAAGCUGUAGCCGUACAGUGAAACUGGGAUGCGCG
Molecule: messenger RNA, 3068 nt
Organism: Rhipicephalus sanguineus (brown dog tick)
Lineage: Eukaryota; Metazoa; Arthropoda; Arachnida; Ixodida; Ixodidae
Product: osmotic avoidance abnormal protein 3
Exons: 17
Coding region: 1-2739 (912 amino acids)
Biological process (GO): microtubule-based movement
Molecular function (GO): microtubule motor activity; microtubule binding; ATP binding
Source: RefSeq, a predicted model, not a curated record